CAAAAAUCUCUGACGUCAUCACAACAUUGGACGUCAGCACUCUUAACUGUAAUAACCAAUAUUUUUCCUAAUUAAGUGGCACAAAUAAUGGAUUCGAUGGAAUUUUUGAAUGUACAAUUUGCUAUACCAAUAGUAGGUGUCGUUUUAUGCGUAUUUUUGGUUUUUGCUUUUGGAUUUAGAUCUGUUGGACAGCCUAGCUUUGAAGCAAUAGGUGAAGUUGAAAUAAAAAGAAGGAAGGGAAGAGAGGUCAAAAAAAAUUCAAAGACCAAAGUUACUAAUAGCACUACGAUCAUUGAAAAGUCUAAAAAUGAACCUGAAAAGAAAUCGACUGUUAAAAAGCGUUCUACAGAAAAUAAACCUGUUAAACAGCUGUCGGUUAAGAAAAACGUUAAUGAGAAGCCCCACAAACCAGUCGUAGAAGAAGAAAUGACAAUGAAGGACGGUGAAUGGCAAACUUGUUUGUCUAAAAGAAGAAGCAGAAAACUGCGUGAAGAAAGUAUAAGUAAUGAUUCAGAUAAAGAAACACAAAAAAGUUCUACAAAGAAAGGAAAGUCAGCGGAAAAUAUGAAUAGGAAAAAGGAAGAAAGGCCACAAAACUCCAAGCAAAAGAGUAAACCACUGAAGGAAUCAGUUGAAAACUUGAAUGCAACAAAAUCAUCCAACGUAAAGCCUACAGUUAGAAAGGAGGCUCUUAAAGAGGUUGAAUCUAAUCAGCCAACUAAGAAAGUUGAAGAAAAGUUGAUAAUAAAUACUUCUGAAACAAGUCAGGGGAAAAACAUUGCAACCGAAAAUUCACAUUCCAAGGAAACUAACGGAUAUUCUUUACCUAGAUGGGCACGGGCAGAAUACAAACUGGGUGAUAAGGCUCCUUUUGAUAGAAAUUUUGACAUAAAUAAACCGAGCGAAGCCUUAGUUAAAUUUAGUCUGUGGCAAGCUUGUUUCAAAUCGAAAUGUCUAAGAACUGAAACACUGUUAACAGAAGAAUAUUUAUGCGUUAGUUUUAACUCAAACGAGGGUGGGUCUAUCAUUUUAGCUCAAUUAUGUAAGGUUUAUAAAGUUAAGGUAGGCUAUGCAUCUUAUAUUAUUGUUACAGCAGCAUGUUUACAACUAUUUGGGGCCUUGUUUUCUUACUUCGCCUUUGGAUCUAUUACAGACUUUCGUGAAACAUCAAUCAAAUCUGCAGAUGAGUCCGAGAUUUGA
Messenger RNA from Dimorphilus gyrociliatus, 1200 nucleotides. NCBI's taxonomy places the organism in Eukaryota, Metazoa, Annelida, Polychaeta, Dinophilidae. The record is from the annotation of a GenBank genome assembly.